This is a messenger RNA of Dentiscutata heterogama, 267 nucleotides long. Lineage: Eukaryota; Fungi; Glomeromycota; Glomeromycetes; Diversisporales; Gigasporaceae. The record is from the annotation of a GenBank genome assembly.
CCACUAUGCAACAGCUGUUGAUUGUAGAUGAUUUUUUAUUGCCUCUUUUACAAAAUUAUCUCAAAAUUAAGGAUAUACCGUUUGUCAUGAUCGGUGUAGUGUUUGUUUGGACUUACGUGGUAACCGCUUCUCUAAGCGUUAUUUCACAAUCUGUCGGGCUAAAGAAUGGUUACGACAAUAGCGAACCAAGACUUUAUAAAGCGUCUCUUAGAGGUGCAUUAGCUAGAAUGGUGGCCGCACAUCAGGUCGCUUUGGAAAAUGCACCGG